GCCAAGCUGGUGUUUGACAUUAACUCACCGCCUGUCAGAGAGCAUGGGAGCAAUUAUAUUUCUCCUGAUUCUGGCGUUUCUCAAGGACUAUGGUCAUGGAGCGCCACAGAAAGGUACUACUGUGUGUGUUUUUCUGGGUUUAUUGACUACUGGUGCCACACAACAAUGCUUGGACAUAGACGAGUGUGUUAAGUUCCCAGAUAUAUGUGGGAAAUCGGGAACCUGUCGUAAUCAGGGUUGUAGCUACCUGUGCCAUUGUCCCAAUGGAUUUAGGAACUCUGGCGACAGACAAACUCCGUGUGUAGAGAAAGACAAGUGUGUUGAGAUCCCAAAUAUUUGUGGGAAAUGGGGAACCUGUCUUAAUCAGGAGGGUAGCUACCUGUGCCAGUGUCCCAAUGGAUUUAGGAACUCUGGCGACGGACAAACUCCGUGUGUAGACAUUGACGAGUGUAAUACAGACGGAGUAUGUGGAAAGGGGGGCAUCUGUCAAAACAUGAAUGGCAGUUACUGGUGCCAGUGUCCUGCUGGAUUUACUAACUUUGGCAAAAACCAAACGAAGUGUGUAGAGCUUAAUUGUGACCAGUACGAAACACAGCCUGGACAGACUCUACCAGGCUUUGAUAGUUUCUUGUCUCUGUUGAGAAACAACUGUUUGGUGUUGAACAACUCUACGUUGUCUGGACCUACAAGACCGCUGACAACUGGAGAUGGGCUUUUGACAUUACUGGUUAAUACCACGGAUGUUCUUCAACUGGACCUCCAGUCCAAUGGUCACCGUAGUAGCAGUGAAGUGACUAAGUUACUGAGAACCAUUGAAAUCUCGAUCAGACUGAUCGCUCCACUGCUGACAGAGAACGUGACCAGGAUAGAGACCAACCACACAGAGGUUGAGAUCAUGGUGAGGAGAGACAAGACUUCACCUAAAGGACCAGUCAGCCUGACCAAUGAGAACACUCAACUUGACACCACCUGGGAGACGGUGGUCGGAGAUGACCAGAAUUACCCAGGGUUUGCGUUUGUUGUUCUGCUCAGCUAUAAGAAUCUGGAUAGUCUGAAGGACAACACUUCUCAUCAGAGCCAGCAGCUCAUGUCAAGUGCUGCGACGGUGUCCGUUAGCAACUCCAACACAGCAAACCUGCCCCAACCGGUUAAUCUCACGUUCAAUCACCUGCAGUCCAGUGAUGUUGACCCCACCUGUGUUUAUUGGUCGGAUGAGAAUGGACCGGGGGUGUGGUCUGGGCGGGGUUGCACCUCAGUGAUGUCAAACUCCAACCAAACAGUGUGCUCCUGCAACCAUCUCAGCACAUUCGCAAUGCUGAAGGGAAUCCAUCAGAGAAAGGGAAGCGGGCAGCUGUCGUUGGUGAUGUGGGUGGGUGUUUUUGUGGCACUGACCUGUGUGGUCCUGUCCCUGAUCACAACCCUGUGGUGUCGCCAUGCCAGCCGCAAACGUCGUGGAGGACACCGGCGGCAACAGGAUGUACAGCUACAUAGAAAAUAAGACAUAGAUUUGAAAUAUUUUAUAAUAGUUCUGGAGUGUAACAGAAGAGGUCUGAUCUCUAUGGCAACAUAGUUAAGUCAUUUUAAUCUCAUAAACGCGGUCUGUAAUUAGUAGAGAUGAGAAUAGUGGUAUAUCCACUCAACGCUGCAUUUGUCCAGUAUUAUGCCACUUGGUUGUUGUUGUAACUGAGUUAUUUUAAGUGAAAGUAAUAUUUUUCCUGUUUAUUUUACAGUGCUUGAGAAGGUAUUUAAAUUAAAAUAUCUCGCUAUUAUUUCCUCCAUUCUAACUAUAAAUAUCUAAGUAUGAGUUGUCCGUUUUUUCAGAAUUAAAGCACGACAUCAUACUGAAA
This is a messenger RNA of Salvelinus fontinalis (brook trout), 1847 nucleotides long. Its product is annotated as adhesion G protein-coupled receptor E2-like. Bases 44 to 1498 code for a protein of 484 amino acids. Gene Ontology annotation, molecular function: calcium ion binding. NCBI's taxonomy places the organism in Eukaryota, Metazoa, Chordata, Actinopteri, Salmoniformes, Salmonidae. The transcript has 13 exons. The record is from RefSeq and is a predicted model, not a curated record.